AAUUUAGUAAACAAAUAGAUUUUCUCCCAGCCCACGUCUCCUCGCUUGUCGUUGCCGUAAAAAAUCCAUUAUUGGCCAAAAUCGAAGAAACAAAAGAAUAAUCCUUACAAAUCCUUUAAUUUCGCAACAAAUCCAAUCAAAUUGGACUGUACAAAAUGCGUUUACGCAUCGGUCGUUUACGUUAUCAUUAUGUGAAAUUUGUAAUAUUAGCAAUGAUUUGUGGAGCCGGUCUCUAUUAUUAUUUUGCAAACAACGCUUUGGAUCUGGAUAAACGUUCGCAAAUCGCCAUAAUGGAACGUUCAAUAAGAUCGGUGGUUAACAAGGGUGAAUGCUUGAUGCCAGAAUUACCCAUUGAUAAUCCGGAAAUAAUGAAAUUCUAUAGAAAAGUUGACAAAGUGGAUUGUGGGAGGACCACGGAUGACUGGGUAAUGUGUGAGAAAUCUAUUUGUUUUGUAAAACCAGAGGUAUUGGCCUUGCACGGAGAAGUGAGUUGUUUUUAUACGGAUAUAAUUCGUAAGAAUGACUUCAAGUCUCGUUAUGGAAAAUCAUUGCGCACAAGUGAGCCAUAUGUAUUGCAAGAAUCGGAUUUUGUUAAGGUCUUCUGUACGGCCAACGAUGGUGCCAGUUGGUUUGGUAUGGCCUAUGGCAUACGUGAUGGGGUUGAAAAAUCCAUUGUCCACAAACCGGUACCGCCACCCUUGGAUGCCAAUCCCAAUCCCAUGAAUGUUUUGGACUCUCUAAACGAUUUGCCACGUUAUUUCAAUGUCUUGAUGUUUGGCUUCGAUUCUCUGAGCCGUAAUGCUUUUAUACGAAAAUUGCCCAAAACCUAUGAAUACCUGACAAAGAAAUUGGGAGCCAUUGUACUGACCAGUUACAAUAUUGUAGGGGAUGGCACUCCCCAGGCCCUAGUACCAAUUUUAACCGGUUACAAUGAAUUGGAAUUGCCCGAAACACGAAAACGUAUGUCGGAUGCAUUAAACGUCGACAGGGCCUACCCGUUGAUAUGGAAAGAUUAUGAAGAACAUGGUUAUAUAACAUCAUUCAAUGAAGAUUUACCAAAUGUCGGAACAUUUACAUAUCGCAUGAAGGGUUUCGAAACCCAGCCUGUACAUCAUUAUUUGCGUACCUAUUAUUUGGAAGUUGAUAACAUCUUGAGCUCAAGUAGUCCCCAUUGUGCUGGUCAUACGCCGGGACAUGUGGUCAUGUUGGACUAUACGAAAAAUUUUAUGGCGAAGUAUAGUGACACCCCCAGAUUUGUGUUUAGUUUCCAUGGUGAUUUAUCCCAUGACUCCAUUAAUUUGAUUGAAGCUGCGGAUGAUGAUGUUGUGGCUUGGUUUGAAGAUCUCCAGCACAGAAAGUUGUUGGAUAAUACAAUACUUAUCUUCAUGGCCGAUCAUGGAAAUAGAUUUUCCGAUGUCCGUUCCACACUGCAGGGCAAACAGGAAGAACGUUUGCCUUUCUUUAGCUUUACAUUUCCCGAAUCGUUUAAGAAACGUUUUCCCCAAGAAUAUGGCAAUUUUGUGGAGAAUAGUGGACGCUUAACAACGCCCUAUGAUAUACAUGCCACACUUCGGCAUAUUUUAGAACUACAAAAGGUAACCUACAAUAACAACAACAACGAUGAUACCUAUGACAGUGAAGAUACACAAAAAACCUCCAGCAACAAACCAAAUAUACCAAUAUCCGAUUUAGCCAUAAAUCGGGCCAUAUCCCUUUUUGAUCCAAUACCCAAAAAUCGUAGUUGUGCCGAUGCCUACAUCGAACCGCAUUGGUGUGCCUGCCUUAAUUGGCAACAGUUAAAUGUGAGUGCGGAAAUGGGACCACUACUAAAGGCUGCCAAUAGUAUUAUUAACACAAUUAACAAUGCAACUGAAACCUUUCGCCAGUAUUGUGAAACUCUACAAUUAAAACAAAUUAAUUGGGCAAUGCGUUUAAUGCCACAUCGUGCCCUGUUGGCAUUUAAGCACAAUGCUGAUGUGGAUGGUUAUAUGGCUGAAAUGGGUGAUGCGACACGUACCACCGAGGAGAUAUAUCAAUUGCAAAUUAUGCUAACACCAGGUGAUUCGCUAUUUGAGGCAAGUGUUUAUCAUAAUUUGGAAACGUUUACGAUGCGCACCAAACUAACAGAGAUAUCACGCAUCAAUAAGUAUGGUAGUCAGGCGAAUUGUAUAUAUGAACGUAAUCCGGAAUUACGUAAAUAUUGCUAUUGUAAGAAUUAAGACACACACACACACACGUAGAGACAGACAGUCAGGUAUAUACAAAGAGAUACCUCCUCUAUUUUUUUGAUAAUUUUAGUAUUAAGCCAAAGAUUUUUUUAUAUAUACAUAUACAGGGGCGCUUUAUCACAUAAUGUAUAUGUGUGUAACUGCCAUAAUAUUAUUUUUAAUUAUUUUUUUCUAGUUAUGUUCCUUAUUUUAUUUUACAUCAUGACAUUUAAAUUUAAAAAAGACACUUUUGAAACGAAAAGACAUUUUUGAAACGAAUAUUUUAGCCUCAUAACAUUUAGAUUUGAAAAAAGACAUUUUUGAAACAAAUAUUUUAAGUUUUCUAAAAACAGUUAUCACUGUUAAAAAAAAGACAUGACACACAGGAAUUAUUACCCAGUUUUAUUAUGUUAAGUGCAGAUCUAAGUCCAAUAAUCUAUCCCCUCUCAUUCCAAUCUCAUUUUUUUGUUUAGUUAAGUAGUAAAGUUUUUUUGUUUUUAACCAACAACAAAUUUAAAUUUGAUAAAUAUUGUUUUUAUUGGCAAAACAUUAUUGAUCUCGAAUAAAAAAAAAAAUAAAUUUUAAUUUUGACCUAACCUCAAUUUGGAAAAUUA
Messenger RNA from Musca domestica (house fly), 2821 nucleotides. RefSeq lists its product as uncharacterized. The record is from RefSeq and is a predicted model, not a curated record. NCBI's taxonomy places the organism in Eukaryota, Metazoa, Arthropoda, Insecta, Diptera, Muscidae. The transcript has 7 exons. Bases 156 to 2219 code for a protein of 687 amino acids.